GUACACACAGAUGAACACCACCAUGACGCAAGUACACACACAGAUGGACACCACCCUGCUAUUGGUACACACAUACGAACACCUCCAUGACACGGGUACACACAGAUGAACACCACCAAAUCAUAAGUACACACAAAUGAACAUCACCAAGUCAUAAUUUCAUAAGUACACACAGAUGAACACCACCAUAUCAUAGGUACACACAGAUAAACACCACCGUAUCACUGGUACAUACAGAUGAACACCGCCAUGUGUCAUGGUUGUACACAAGUUUGCACUGCUAAGGCAUGGACGCAUGUAAUCCAAAACAGUCCAACAUACCCGAAUAUUGUAUUUUUAAAAAUAUGUUUGGGGUAAAAUUAGAAUGAUUCAUAUCAAGAAAUCUCACCAAGAAAGCGUUUUCCGUUUAUUACGGUGACAAAAUAAUCUGUACGUAAGAUAUUUGCAUAAAAGCGGCCCACGCAAAUAUCAGGAAAAUAACUGCAAUCGAGGUGGACUAUCACAGCCAGGCGCAGCACAGCCAGCAGGUCACCGUGACUUCCUCCACAGUCAAGCUCUCACACACAAGCAACGAGUGUCGCGUCAGUUGAUAACAGCUUGCGUCGUCUACAAAAGAAGGACGUUGGAAAACCCAGUCAAAGUAUAACGCUGACGUGGCCACUGAAUAUAAUUUAAUUCUACACUGUAAAGAUGGACAGCAGUAAUAAAUACAGACACUUCCUGGACGACGAGCUGGUCUGUAUACCUCGUGCGCUGGUCAAUUGGCGAGUAAAUAUACAUGCUCAUCUAGCACGAGCACCGCGCGAGCCACAACCUCUUACUCUAGAGGCGCUUACCAGAAUCAGAACCACCAGUCCUGGCAAGCACAUGUGUCACAUCCAGAUGUGGAACUUCGAGAAACGCCUGAAGACCCUAAAGGACAUAGCAUCAUCACUGCUACAGGGGGUCUCGGAGAUCCAGCUUAAGGAUAUGGCAAAUGCCGGAUUCUUUUACUCAGGCCAGGGGAACACACUUAUAUGCGCCCAUUGUGGUAACAUUCUUCAUGACUGGGUUGAGGGUGACUGUCCCUGGAAGCGCCACGCCGAACUCAACUCCAAGUGUCCUUUACUGACAAGAGGUUGCAGUUUGGACAAAGCAGGGGAAGUGACGUCCCUGCGAAAACGACACAGUUCUGGCAGUGCAGGCUGACCAAGUAACGCCAAACAUUCCGGAUGACAUCCUUAUCUACUUAUGUAUGCUUCAGCUGCCUUUAGUAGUUUUAUGUUAAUAUAUGCUACGUUGCUUCCUAAUACGUGUACAAAAGCAUGACGUUUAGGGAAUGUAAAUAUUACGUAAUUGACAAAGUGAAAUUUACAUACCGAGCACGAGACAUGAACCCUGAACAUAGGGAUACAGCUGCUGAAGCAAAAGUAUAAAGCAAAUUUUAAAGCUAUGAAGCUUGGAAAUUUAAGGGAAGCUAAAAAAAAGUAUGCUCUGUUGAGUGAGUGAGUGAGUGAGUUUGGUUUGACGCCGCUUUUAGCAAUAUUCUAGCAACAUCACGGCGGGGGAUAACAGAAAUCGGCUUCACACAAUGCUCUGUUGAUAUGUGUGAAAAAUAGAAUAUACUCUUUAGGCAGAGAAUGCUAUAUUGAUAUGCCAGACGCAGAUAAUAUGCUCUGGUAUGUAUGUCAGACAGGGGGAGUAUGCUCUGUUGAAUUAUUAAGCACAAACAAUAUGCUCUGUUGAUUCGGCAAAUACAGAUGGUAUAUAUGCUUUGUUGAUUCAGCAGACACAGAAACUAUGUUCUAGUGGUUCGUCAGACACAGAAGCUGUGUUCUGUUGAUUAGUCAGACUCAGAAGAUACGUUCUUUUAAUCCGUCAGACACAGAGGCUAUGUUCCGUAGAUUCUUCAGACACAGAAGGUAUGCUCUGUUGGUUCGUCAGACACAGAAGGUAUGUUCUAUUGGUUCGUCAGAACACAAAAGCUAUGUUCUAGCUUCGUCAGGCACAAAAGCUAUGUUCAGUAGAUUCGUCAGACACAGAAGAUAUGCUCUGUUGAUUCGUCAGACACAGAAGAUAUGCUCUGUAGAUACGUCAGACACAUAAGGUAUGUUCUAUUGAUUCGUCAGACAAAAAAGCUGUUCAGCUAUUGAUUCGUCAGGCAAAAAAGCUGUCUUAUCUUGAUUCGUCAGAAAGAGAAGGUAUGUUCUGUUGAUUCGUCAGUCACAGAAGGUAUGCACUGUUGAUUCGUCAGUCAUAGAAGCUGUGUUCUGUUGAUUCGUCAGACACAGACGGUGUGUUCUGUUGAUUCGUCAGACACAAAAGCUAUAUUAUAUUGGUUCGUCAGACACAGAAUGUAUGUUCUGUUAAUUCGUCAGUCACAGAAGUUAUGUCCUGUAGAUUCCCCAGACACAGAAGCUAUGUUCUGUUGAUUCUUCAGACACAGAAGGUAUGCACUGUUGAUUCGUGAGUCACAGAAGCUGUGUUCUGUUGAUUCGUCAGACACAGAAGCUAUGUUCUGUAGGUUCUACAGGCACAGAAUGUGUGUUCUGUUGAUUCGUCAUACUCAGAAGCCAUGUUCUGUAGAUUUUUCAGACAUAGCAUGGAUGUUCUGUUGAUUCGUCAGACACAUAAGGUAUGUUCUGUUGGUUCGUAAGAAGCCAUGUUCUGUAGAUUUGUCAGUCACAUACGUUAUGUUCUAUUGGCUCAUCAGACACAGAAGCUAUGCUCUCUUAAUUCGUCAGACUCAGAAGGUAUGUUCUAUUGGUUCGUCAGACACAGAAUCUAUUUUCUAUUGAUUCUUCGGACACAGAUGCUAUGUUCUGUAGUUUUGUCAGACACAGAAGGUAUGCUCUGUUGAUCCUCCGGGCACAUAGGCUUUGUUCUGUUGAUUCGUCAGACACAGUGCAUAUGUUCUGUUAAUUAUUCAGACACAGAAGGUAUGUUGUUGUGCUUCGUCCGACACAGAAGGUUUGUUCUAUCGUUUCGUCAGACACAGGCGAUACUAUCUCUUGAGUCGUCAGACACAGAAAGUGCCCUCCGUUGAUUCGUCAGACUCAGAAGCUAUGUUCUGUAGAUUCGUCAGACACAGAAGGCCAGGUUGAUUCGUCACAGAAGGUAUGCUCGAUGUGUUGUUCGUUUGUCAGACACAGAAGGUAUGUUUUGUUGAUUUGUCAGACGCAGAAGUUAUGUUCUAUUGCUUUGUCAGACACAGAAGUUAUGUUCUAUAGUUUUUUAGAUACAGUAGAUAUGUUCUGUUGGUUCGUGAGACGCAAAUUAUGAAAUCAGAAGUUAUGCUAUGCUGAUAUGUCAGACACAGGGAAUGUACUCUGUUGAUGUGUCAGACAGAAAGUAUGCUAUGCUGAUUGUUGGAUACAGGGAAUAUGCUCUGUUGAUAUGUCAGACAGAAAGUAUGCUAUGCUGAUAUGUCAGAUACAGGGGAUAUGCCCUGUUGGUAUCUCAGACACAAGGAAUGUGCUCCGUUAAUGUUUCAGACACAGAAAGUAUGCUAUACUGAUAUGUCAGGCACAAGGAAUAUGCCUUGUUGAUAUGUCAGACACUGGGAAUAUGCCUUGUUGAUAUGUCAGACACUGGGAAUAUGCUCCGUUGAUAUGUCAGACACCGGGAAUAUGCCUUGUUGAUAUGUCAGACACUGGGAAUAUGCUCUGUUGAUAUGUCAGACACUGGGAAUAUGCCUUGUUGAUAUGUCAGACACUGGGAAUAUGCUCUGUUGAUAUGUCAGACACUGGGAAUAUGCCUUGUUGAUAUGUCAGACACUGGAAAUAUGCUCUGUUGAUAUGUCAGACACUCGGAAUAUGCUCUGUUGAUAUGUCAGACAGAAUUUAUGCUAUGCUGAUACGUCAGGCACAGGGAAUAUGCCUUGUUGAUAUGUCAGACACUGGGAAUAUGCCUUGUUGAUAUGUCAGACACCGGGAAUAUGCUCUGUUGAUAUGUCAGACACUGGGAAUAUGCUCUGUUGAUAUGUCAGACAGAAUUUAUGCUAUGCUGAUAUGUCAGGCACAGGAAAUAUGCUCUGUUGACAUGUCAGACAGAAAGUAUGCUUCAGACACAGAAAGUGUGUUCUGUUCAUAUGUAAGACACAGAGAGAUAUGACAGAUAAAACCAGUAUGCCCUGAUUAUUAAUGUGUCAUCUACAGAUAUUUUAGAUAAAGAAAGUAUGCUUUGUUGCUAUGUGGGAAUCUGAUGUUAUGCUCGUUGACAGGUAAAUAAUUUCUCUGCUGUUAUGUCAUAUGUCACAUACAGUGUAUGCUCUGUUGAUAUGUCAGUCUCAGAAAGUAUGCUCUCUUAAAGUUGACACCCUAUUCUUAGGCUCGCAGUACUAUCUUGGACAUGUAUUAUGUAGCUCUAGCAAAUAAACUCUGCACUUUC
Molecule: messenger RNA, 4368 nt
Organism: Haliotis rubra (blacklip abalone)
Lineage: Eukaryota; Metazoa; Mollusca; Gastropoda; Lepetellida; Haliotidae
Product: E3 ubiquitin-protein ligase XIAP-like
Exons: 4
Coding region: 691-1188 (165 amino acids)
Biological process (GO): regulation of cell cycle
Cellular component (GO): cytoplasm; nucleus; spindle microtubule
Source: RefSeq, a predicted model, not a curated record